CCGAUGACAAUGCUUCCCACCUCCACCAGCGACCACGGUUCCCACCUCCACCACCAGAAUCCAACCCCAGCGCUCCCUACCACCGGCGAACACCACCACCACCGACUUCUGGGCAGUCCGACGUUGCCCCACCACGAAGAUAAUUGGACAUGUGGGGAGCAGGACACUGCCAGCCCGAUACGUUACUUAGCAUCACUCUAUCCAAGCAGGACCUGCAGGACCUGCCUACAUGCAGCCGAACUCCCAAAAUUUGUUGACGAUGGGUUAUUGUUUUUGACUAAUGGAAAUGGACAUAGGCAUAUUAGAAUGUCAAAUUGGUUGUUUACGGGUGCACCGCACGAUGUUUUAGUUACACAGUGCGACGUAUUCGAGUCGUCGUGCAGUGUUUCACAUGAUAUUGGCGAACUGCUGUAA
Molecule: messenger RNA, 414 nt
Organism: Rhododendron vialii
Lineage: Eukaryota; Viridiplantae; Streptophyta; Magnoliopsida; Ericales; Ericaceae
Exons: 4
Coding region: 4-414 (136 amino acids)
Source: RefSeq, a predicted model, not a curated record